Molecule: messenger RNA, 1260 nt
Organism: Coturnix japonica (Japanese quail)
Lineage: Eukaryota; Metazoa; Chordata; Aves; Galliformes; Phasianidae
Source: RefSeq, a predicted model, not a curated record
UGAUGCCCAUCCCACUGCCCCCAUCACCACUUCCUCACCCACUCUCACACCCGUGUCCCUCUCUGAACACAUUGAGCAAUUCUCCUCCUUCCCCAGGCCUGGCUGCAGCACCAACACUCUCAGCCCCACGGAUUUGGGGUCUGCUGCAAGAGAGGACCCCAAGGCAUGGCCAGAGAUGGGGCUGUGCUGCUCGGCUGUGUGCUGCUGGUGAUGGCUGGGGGUCUGCAGUGCUGCCGUGCCUUCGAGGUGCUGAUGGGGAAACAGGGAGAGCUGCUGUCCUUCCCAGCACUUCGCCCUGUAGCCAAUGACAUUGUGAGGAUCCUCUGGAUGUCCAAAACCUAUGGUACUCACAUUGCUGAGGCCAAGCCUGGGGUGAAGGAGUUUGCAGUGAAUUUCUUGCCCAAAUUCCAAGGCCGGCUACGAAUCCAUCUCCAGUCACUGUCAUUGGAGAUCACAGAGCUUCACAGCACAGAUGAAGGCCUGUACUCUGCAGUGGUGGACACUGCCUCCAACCCCAGCAGCCCCAGGACAUUUUCCUACUCUGUGAAGGUUCUCGAUCACACACCUUGGACAACUGACAGCGAUACAGGAGGACACAGCAGGAGCACAACUGAACCUGGAAUGAGCUCUGAGUCCCAUACUGUGGGGAGGACCACACUGGGUCCAAGCAAGGGGCAGGUCCCAGAUGCUGGAGGGGCUCCAGGGUUGUGUGGGGCACAGGGUGGGUACUGCACGCUUAAGGGGUAUCUGAUAGCUGCUGUGUUUGGCCCACUGGUGGUGCUGCUGGUGGCUGUGCACGUGGUGACCAGGCAUUGAGACUGGGAGAUGAGAAAGAUCCACAUUGGGCUCCAAAGGAUUGAGGUCUGAGCCCACCCAGCACAACCCCAUAGGAUCAUUGGAUUUAUCCAGACAGGAAAAGCCACAUUCACCCCAGUGAAGCCCUAUGAGGGCAUAAAAUGCAUUUCCUGAUCUCUUGCACAAGUCCCAAACCCAGUGACACUAUUUCCUCCCAGCAGCCACACAAACCCCACUGCAUCCCAGUGUGGGAAUCUCCUCCUUUAUGGGGUCAAGCAUUGAAUUCAUACCCACAGCCCCAUAUUGGAUGCAAGGUAAAGGAUUCAGCAUCUCAACCAACCUCCCACAGUUUAUGAUAAGUGAAUUAUUUACUGGUGACCCCAACUAAACGCCACGUGGCAUAAAUUAUGGACGGGCAGAUCUGUCAAAUAAGAAAAGUUCUCAUAAAUAAGUGAUCUGGUGCCA